AUGGUUGGCUCCUUGAGAGCUGCAGCAGAAGGCAACAUUGAUCCAUUCGAGAAUUAUCAAACUUGUCUUAAUCAGCUCAUGACUCCAAACCAAAAUUCAAUUCUUCAUGUUUAUUUAGAAAGCCAAAGUAAAGAACCGGAAUUCACUGAUUUUGUUGACCUAAUUCUUGAAAUGCGUCCAGAAUUGCUGUUGCAAGUCAAUGUAGAAGGAGAAACGCCAUUACAUUUCGCAGCAAGAUAUGGGCAUGCCAACGUAGUGAAAGUUCUUAUUGACCGUGGGAAAGCUCUACCUAUAGAUCCAGAGAGCGGGCUAACUGAAGCACAGAAGAUGAUGAGAAUGACAAACGUAGAGAAAGAUACAGUGUUGCAUGUGGCAGCUCGAAAUAGCCGUAGCAAUGUUGUGGAAAUAUUGACCAAAGAGGACCCAGAGUUUUCAUAUUCCGCCAAUGAUUAUGGAGAAACUCCACUGUACAUCGCUGCUUCUGUAGGCUCUCCGAUGGUGACCGAACAAAUCUUAAUAAAUUGCUCGUCGGUGGACUAUGGUGGCCCCUUAGGUAGAACUGCACUGCAUGCCGCAGCCAUAGCCGGAGAUUAUGAGACAACAAGAAAAAUAUUAGAAAAAGAAAGGAAUUUGACAAAAGCAACCGAUCAGAACGGAUGGUCACCGCUUCACUAUGCUGCCUAUUUCGAAAGGAAUUAUGACGUUCUGAAACUAUUACUAGAAUAUGAUGCGUCUGCAGCUUACAUUGUUGACAUCGAUAAGAGAACAGCCCUUCACAUAGCCGCCCUUCGAGGCAAUGAGGAAGCAAUGAAAGAGAUUGUUUCUUGUUGUCCAGCUUGCUGUGAAAUAGUUGAUAAUCGAGGUUGGAACGCUCUUCAUUUCGCUGUAGCUAGUAAAAGCACAGAUGUAUACGGAAAGGCUCUGAAAAUUCCAGAACUUGGUAGACUUGAAAAUAAGAAGGAUGACAAAGGAAACACGCCGCUCCAUCUAAUUGCAGCUUUAGGGUUGAAGCAAGAGGGCUGGAAAAGUUUUGGUUUGUUAUUUUAUGAUGAACGGAUGAGGUGUGGUCUGAAUAAGCAAAGCUUAAGCGUCGAAGACAUAAUUCAAGGAAAUUUGGGUGAGAUACAACAGAAAGAGAUCUUAGACUCCAUUGAAGAUGUUGGUAGUGGACCCUUUGGACGCAUUGUUGUGGAAGAAGAUAAAAGGGUAAUGCCAGAAUACAAAGAUGUAUCCUUGGAUAAAAUAAGAGAGGCUCAUCUAGUAGUAGCAGCGCUCAUAGCAACGGUAACAUUUGCAGCAGCUUUCACCUUGCCUGGCGGUUACAAGAACGAACAAGGCCCUAAUCAAGGCACUGCAAUUCUAACGAAAAAAGCCGCUUUUAUAGCAUUUGUUAUAUCAGAUGCAAUAGCAAUGGUGCUCUCACUUUCUGCUGUCUUUACCCACUUUUGUUUGGCGCUGCUUCGUGCUGAUGAUGAAACUGAGGUUAAAAUUCUCAAAGUAAUAGAGUUGGGCGCGGUUUUAACCGAGAUUGCUAUGGUUGGAAUGGUUAUGGCAUUUAUUACAGGCACUUAUGCAGUGCUAGCAACUUCCUUCGGGCUUGCCAUCACCACUUGUUUCAUCGGUUUGAGCUUCUUCUUUUUUUGUUUUUAG
Dovyalis caffra is the source of this 1650-nucleotide messenger RNA. NCBI's taxonomy places the organism in Eukaryota, Viridiplantae, Streptophyta, Magnoliopsida, Malpighiales, Salicaceae. The record is from the annotation of a GenBank genome assembly.